Arabidopsis thaliana (thale cress) is the source of this 1121-nucleotide messenger RNA. Its product is annotated as tail-anchored protein insertion receptor WRB-like protein. Lineage: Eukaryota; Viridiplantae; Streptophyta; Magnoliopsida; Brassicales; Brassicaceae. Gene Ontology annotation, cellular component: endoplasmic reticulum membrane. Gene Ontology annotation, biological process: tail-anchored membrane protein insertion into ER membrane. The record is from RefSeq and is marked reviewed. The transcript is spliced from 8 exons. The coding region runs from base 232 to 768 and encodes 178 amino acids.
UUGUUGUUUACACAUAAGGGCUUGAGUUUUAUUUAUUUCACGAAACGAGUAGAAACUUUUGUUUUAUCAAAAUCAGAACCCUCCUCUUUUACAGAUUCAGGCCAAUUCUAAAUUCCCAUCGUUCGUUCAAUUUCAGACGUUAACCUCGGCUUGAAGGCUUCAAAUUUCUGUGAAUCCACGACGGAGAUUAUUGGUGAAUUACGUUAGAAUCAGUAAUCAGCAAAAGGGUUAAUGGAAGGAGAGAAGCUUAUAGAAGAUCGCGGCUUUUUGGCUGCUCCUCUGACCUUCGUCGUCGUCGUUGUCUUCCAAUUGCUAUCCAAGUGGCUUGACCAAUUGAAGAAGAAAGGGUCGAAGAACACGAGGGAAUCAGAGCUGCGAACCGAAAUUAAGCAGCUUUUGAGAGAGGCUAGUGCAUUGUCUCAGCCAGCCACAUUUGCGCAAGCAGCGAAACUUAGGAGGUCAGCAGCUACUAAAGAGAAAGAACUUGCACAAUAUCUGGAGCAGCAUCACAAAGAAAUCAAGCUUUCAUACGAUAUGUAUGGGAAGGGUCUGCUUGCUUCGAAGGUUGUGAUAUACCUAAUCUUGGUAUUGUGCUUCUGGAGGACUCCAAUUGCCAUUAUCGCUAAGCAACUUGUUCAACCGUUUGGGACUUUGUUAUCUUGGGGAACAGGAGGUCACAUGACAGGCCAUGUAAUGGUCGGGAUCAUACCGUGGCUCAUACUCUCAAACAGAGUGAGCAAAUAUGUGUGUAGGUUCGUGGAGUUCUAAAUCGCAUCCCUGAAAAGAGUGAAGAUUGGAUGGUUUUUGAGUUCAAAGUUGUAGCCUUUUAGGAGACACUUGUGGCAGAAAUUGUGCUUCUCUUUUUGUUCCUAAUCUUCCUUAACAAUGUAUAUUUAUAUGACUCUUUUUCUCUGGUUGUUUGUUGGAUUUUACCAAUAACAAGUAGUUCGUUUUUGAGAGUUGAGCAGGUUGUUACCGUAGAAGCAGCCCCAAUAUUUACCCAAUGUGUAUAUAUACACCAUAACAAACACAUUGUCUCUAUUCCUCUACGUGUUGUCAAUUUUUAUCUUGUAACACCGACUUUGUAAAAUCAGAUUCUAAAGACGCGUGUACUUAUUCAA